This is a messenger RNA of Theobroma cacao (cacao), 2224 nucleotides long. Its product is annotated as bifunctional TH2 protein, mitochondrial-like. NCBI's taxonomy places the organism in Eukaryota, Viridiplantae, Streptophyta, Magnoliopsida, Malvales, Malvaceae. Gene Ontology annotation, cellular component: cytosol. The record is from RefSeq and is a predicted model, not a curated record.
AAUAAAAAAUAAAAAUCAAACGUAUAAAUUAAUCAAUUUACCAACUCUUCUCCUUUCAUUUGUUGAGUUUCUAUUUGUUACUUAGUCGAAAUCUCGAAACAUUCUUUACUUCGAAACCAUCUCCUCCGAUCCGAUCAACCGUAUUUCAUCGAAACGACAGCGUGGCGGACGAAGGAAUGGGAGGGAUGGACGUUGAAGGAGGAAUCGCGAGGAAGUUAUGGAACAAGUUUAGGAGCGAAUCGGUUUUUGUUAACUACACUCCUUUCUUCGUUUGCUUAGCCGCCGGCAAUUUAAACGCCGACGCUUUUCUGCACUAUCUAUCUCAAGAUGUUCAUUUGCUCAAUGCCUUUGCUAACGCGUACGAGUUAGCGGAGGAGUGUGCUGAUGAUGAGGAAGACAAGAAGGCAAUACGAAAGUUAAGGAAACACGUUAAGGACAAGCUUAAAUCACACGAUUCUCGUGUCCGAGAAUGGGGCUUUGAACUCCCAGAAGAGAGUAGCUCAACAAAUGCAACAGCCAAGUAUACAGAUUUUUUGUUGGCAACAGCCUCGGGUAGAAUUGAAGGAGAAAAAGUUCCUGGUAAAAUUGCAACCCCUUUUGAGAAGACAAAAGUUGCCGCUUAUACACUUGGCGCUAUUGCACCUUGCAUGAGGCUCUUUGCCUUUAUAAAUAAAGAGAUCCAAGCUCUUCUAGACCCUAAUGAUAGCAGUCACAUUUACAAGAAGUGGAUUGAUCAUUAUUGCUCUCAAAAUUUUGAGGCUUAUGCUUUUCGAAUUGAAGAGUUGCUGGAUACACUAAGCAUAUCUUUGACAGGCGAAGAGCUGGAUGUCAUAGAAAAGCUCUACCAUCAAUCUAUGAGACUGGAAGUAGAUUUUUUCUCUUCUCAACCGAUUAUACAGGAAGCAGUGGUCCCUUUGUCUCGGAUGCUAGACCCUGCUGCGGGUGGCCAACUCACCAUAUUUUGUGACUUUGACUUGACAUGCACUGCUUUGGAUUCCUCUGCUAUUUUAGCAGAGCUUGCAAUUAUAACUAUGCAGAAGGCUGAACCUGAUGGACCUGAAACCCAACUUGCUCAGAUGUCAUUAGCUGAUUUGAGGAGCACAUGGGAUGCUCUUUCUGCCCAGUAUACUGAAGAGUUUGAGCAGUGUGUAGAAAGCAUCACACCAACUGAGACAGUGAAAAGUUUCAGUUAUGAAGGUCUCUGUGAAGCCCUACAGCAAUUUGCAGAUUUUGAGAAGAAGGCAAAUUCAAGAGUGGUGCAGUCAGGAGUACUUAAGGGUUUAAAUCAAGAGGAUAUAAAAAGGGCUGGCCAAAGUCUGAUCCUUCAAGAUGGUUGUAAAUGGUUUUUUCAGAAAAUCAUGAAAGUUGAAAAUCCGACUGCUGCUGUACAUAUACUUUCUUAUUGUUGGUGUGGGGAUCUCAUUCGUUCAGCUUUUUCAUCAGGGGAUCUAAAAGCUCUGAAUGUGCACUCCAAUGAGUUAGCUUGUGAAGAGUCCAUCACCACAGGGGAGAUCACUAAGAAGUUAGAGUCUCCCAUGGAAAAGCUUCAAGCAUUCAAUAACAUAUUAAACAGCAGAGGCAAUGAUUGCCAGCACUUGACGGUUUAUAUUGGAGGUUCAGUUGGUGACUUACUCUGCUUGCUUGAAGCAGACAUAGGUAUUGUGAUGGGUUCAAGUCCCACCCUGAGAAGAUUGGGAGAACAGUUUGGCGUUUCUUUUAUGCCGUUGUUCUCUGGUUUGGUGGUGAAACAGAGAGAAGUGGUUGAAGUUGGCUCUUCUACUUGGAAAAAGCUUUCAGGCACUUUAUAUACAGUCUCUAGCUGGGAUGAGAUACAUGCAUUUAUUCUGGGUUCAUGAUCAUAAAACCCUCUCUAUGCUUCCAAUGGUAAUUAAAGGAAGCAAUUUACUGUAGGAUAUAUAGAAUCUCAACUGUGGCUAAUUUUUCUGAAGGGCCACAGGUCAGCCCUGAUUCUUUUUUUCUUUAUAUAGGGACUGUCAUACAGAAAUUAAUAUACAGAGCCCGCCUGCUAUCACAGGUGCAAUUGUGUAGUUACUGAAACAUGGCCUAGCGCCAUUUUCAGUUUUCUUUCGACCUUUCUAUUUGGUUGCAUUUAAGCAAAGUAAUUUCAAAAUUUGUUGUAAUAUCGAGAUAAAAUUUCAUUUACAACAGUGGAUGGAAAUGUAUGAUUGUUAUGCUAUCGGUUCUUUUUGGUCGUUGGUUUGCA